GACUUGCCGACCAGUGUAUAGCCUUAACUUAGGGCAUUAUUGAUUCGACACCUCCUCCACCUCUUCCACUGCUACAACCCGAGCAUUCACAACGUCCACCUUGGUAUGACACCGAGGUGAGCGAGGUACACACUGGUAUCGAUAUCAUCAUUUUUCGAUAAACCACGCGUAUCGGGAAUUUCCCGCACCUCAAGAAUACUGUGGUUUACGCAGGGAAAACUUUACUUUGUGGGGUUCAUCCGUGCUUCGAAUCUAUACAGGGGGGCGAUGGGUCGAUGAUCUGCGGACAGGUUCAUCAAUUAGUACUCCGUGCUAACAAUUAACAGAUACACACGCACGAACCUCUCCUUAAGUUCUUGAUGGAUGGCAAUACAUUUGGAAUUCCGGGAUCGUGUAACGGGGAAUUUCCAGGCUAAUGAUGAAAUGGCCGUUCCAAGGAUAGGGUUGGAAAGAGAUGUCUUAAAGCCCGGAUGCCCAUAAAUCUUUCUCUGUGCAUCGCGUGUUCCCCUGGCGCUUUGCUUUAAUGUUGGGAUGCAUAUGAAGAUCUUACAUUCAGUAUCGAUAAUAACAUGUAAGAUAACGGAUAAUCAGAAUUUCUUUCGGAAUGGCGGACAGUGAUGCAUGGCAGCUAUAUGUAGCUGUGUGUGUUUGUUACCCUUUGGCAUUUAUCGGGGUGACAUUAAGAACUUAUGUCAGGUACUUCAUACAGAAAUUCAUGGGAUGGGAUGAUUGGUUGAUGAUAGUCAGUUUGGCCGUUUAUACCAUGUACACGAGUUUUGUUUUAACAGGAUUACACUAUGGAACCGGACGACAUCAGGUAGAUUUGGAGGAAAACAAUUUCCUACGGGCAACCAGAUAUUGGUAUUUCGGUGAAUGGUCCUAUGUCGUGGCGAUGACUAUAAUAAAAACUGCCAUUGCCCUUUUCUACCUCCGAAUUAUGGUUAUUCCCUGGCAUCGAGUCGCUGUAAAAGUCAUUAUGUGGAUUGUGAUACUCUUCGGCUUCGUAUAUUUCUGGUGCGUGGUUAUACAGUGCUGGCCUAUACCUUACAUUUGGGAACGAUACGCCACGACUCUUGACAGAAGUACGGAAAAUUGUUUGCCUAGAGGAAUUGUUUUGGGUGGAACGUAUUUGCAUAGCAUUAUAAGUGCUGGAAGUGAUUGGGCAUUAGCUUUACUGCCGAUUGUCAUGUUGUGGAAUGUGCAGAUGCCAACUGGUAUAAAGCUUAUUGUCGGGGGAAUUGUCGCGUGUGGUAUUGUUGCUAGUACAGCAACCAUCAUUCGCAUUCCCACCGUUUCAACUAUAUUGGAUCAUGAUGAUUUCCUCUUUAAAAGCAUCCCCCUAGCCGUUUGGUCGACCGUUGAACCUGGAAUGGCUAUAUUUGCCGCAUCUCUCGCUACUCUCCGACCACUACUUCGAAGAAUCUUCCCCAAUAAUUUCCGAAACGGGGCAAUUCCAUCACUACCAUCAUUGAGAAUUCCCACAAAUCGGGCGAGGAAAGUAGAACCGUCAGAUGAUGUCGAGAUGGGAAUUAACACGGCAUGCUACAGCGAGCCAAGACCUGGACAGAAUGCAGAAGGAAGCCUGGAGACUAUAAAAAUUCAUUUGGAUGACCGGAUUGAGGUCGAUAGAAGUGCAAGUAAAUCAAUGGAAAUUCACGAGGAGUCUCCAAGUCUUGAUUCGAGUUCAGAAGAGAGUCAUGAUUCGAGAUCACAAGGGAGUGGUGACGAAAUGAUGGAAUUGUCGCAUACUUCUCGGCGAGCAUCUCUACGUAUCGCACCAUUAGUUUUCUCUCCAACAUGUCUCUCGCACACGAUUCCUUCGCCAUCAACACUUUCACCUUCACAUGUCGCGUCGUGUAUGAGGGACAGUCAGUACAAUAGGAAUUCGAAGGUGGUCGUACCGUCUUUGCCUGUUUGAAGCUAUUUCGAAAUAUCUACACAAUCAAAAACAUAAAAGCGGAGUCUGAGUAAAUUGUUGCACUCAGUUAUACACCAAUCAAUGUGAUCUAGGACCGAUGUCUAGAUAUCGGAGAUGAGAUGAAACAUCAGGCGGGUCCCAAAUCAAUCGAAAGACACUCCGACGAGGUCCCAAAUGCUGGCUUGUGAUACCUCUAAUCCUUAGAGACACAACAAGGAUGGUAAACUUAAAUUGAGAAUCAAAGGUGAAAAUGCAAGAGGGGCACACAAGAGCAGAAUUCCGUCUUUCACAAAUCGCAGAUGAAUCAAUGAGAGACCCUUUCUGCAGCACUCCAAUCACUAUCUGUGGAUUUCAUGGUGACGUUCUGAUUUACCUCUCGCAAAAUCUUAGAAGAGCACAUCGAUAUUCUUGCGUCAUUUCGGUUUGAAAGACAAUAGAAUCAGACUGACAAAUCGAUCCUGCACCUUGGACAUGGCCAAUACGGGUUGGGAUGGAGGAUGAUGUAAACGCAAUAGGUUGAAGAGAGAAAGAGCAUGGUUAAUGGGGCUUAAUGAUGCAAUGAAAAGCGUUCGGAGUAAGAAAAGAACACACAUAAGGCAUGAUGUUGGGAUAUUGUCAGAAUCUCGCCGCUUGAGCUUCGGUCCUCUGGGUUGAGGUUGAAACGGCAAGAGCCGAGGCCUGAACCUCUUUAAUGGUUGAUGGUUACAUCUGUAUCAAGAUACUAAGUAUAGAUAACAUGAGAGUAUUUAAUCAGAUUACUUCCGAGGAAGACACUGUAACUUGUUAUGAUACAAGAUCGUUGGCGGUGCUGCCAACCCCGCAUACACCAACUGUGC
Messenger RNA from Botrytis byssoidea, 2754 nucleotides. RefSeq lists its product as uncharacterized. The transcript has 4 exons. The record is from RefSeq and is a predicted model, not a curated record. The coding region runs from base 605 to 1918 and encodes 437 amino acids. NCBI's taxonomy places the organism in Eukaryota, Fungi, Ascomycota, Leotiomycetes, Helotiales, Sclerotiniaceae.